ACAUAGUUACCGCAACUAAAAAUGUCGCACUCUUACAGUGCAGACGAAUAAAUAGCUAUUUAAAGUUAAUAAGAGACAAAAUACCUGGAAAAUGGAAGAAAUCUCGGCAAAUGACAACCGACCUGUAGCGAAUAGCACAUUUAAAGAUAUCCUUAUUAGUCCAAACAAUGAUGACGUCAUCAUUCCAAUCAGUGCGACUUUUGACAAGGCUGUAUUACACAUUGGUAUAGGAAACGGAUGUGGUAUAUUUAUAGAGAAGUUUGGUGUGAAGAAUGGUAAGGAGUUGAAAACUUCGGUGCAAUAUGCCACCCGAAAGUUCACAGACGCUCGUAAGCAAAGAAAAAACAAAGGUAAAGACCUAAAAGCAAGCUCAAGUGAAGAUAUUGAGAAGAUUGUAGAUGAAAGUGGUGAAAGGUUUACGAGUGGCAUUCCAAGUAUGAAAGAGAUUGAUAGACAGAUGGCUAAGCUAUUGGACCAUCUUUUGGUUCAGGAAACAACGGAAAACAAAAGUGGUAUUGAUACAAUACCAGACACUAAACCUUUGAAAGAAAGCAAAUCUGUAGAUAUCGAAAGCGACAUUGGAGCCGCUGAUAAAAGUAUUCGAUCAAUAAUUGGGACAGUUUUAUCAUCUGACAUUAGGAGUGACGUACAGGGAAAACCUAUGCAUGAUAAAGAAAUUGCCUUGGAAGAAAAAACCUUGGUUGAGUCAGAUAUGAACAAUCAUUUGUACAAGCUUAAUGAAACACGUUUUAAUGCAGAGAGGACAACUUCAUUUGAAGCCAUUGAUAAAGCUUAUCAAGAGGAAAUGUUACAGAUUGCAAUUGAAAAAGAGCCAGGUGUCUACAAACCAAACUGCAUUCGGUCAUCGACUGAAACUGGGUUUCCACUUACAGGCGAUAUGUAUGUUUAUAUGGAUGAAAUAUUUGUAACCUCGAAACGAGACUCUCAAAUGAUUGAUGAAUAUGUAUCAGCAACUACAAAGAAGACAAGAAAAGACAAACAGCAAGAGUAUAUAUCCGAAAGCGGUACGACGAGUGAAAUUGUAGUUAUAGAUAAAGAUUACACAGACAGCAAUGUGUUUGAUGACGUUUUAGAUAAAGGUCAAAGUGGUCCAAAUUUAGAUGAUUCAAUUGUAGAUAGAGCACCAAACGACAGCGAGAAUUUGGAUGCUAUCGUUCCGGAUACGUUUGCUGUGGAGUCAGAUCUUUCAAUGAGUAUAAAUAAAGUAGCAGUUGAUGAAAUGUCAGACAGUGACACACUAGCUGGUAUUUUAAAUAGAGAAUCCGGUACUGAAAUUGUAGAAAUUAUAGAAUCAGAUGACGAUAUUGUAGACAUAGAUGCAAUAGCUCUCCAAGAUGAUCAAGAUGAAGUGGGCAUAACAGCAGCUAGGAAUGAAACUGAUAAUACUUAUAUUACAAUCAACAAUGUGGUUGACGAUGAUGAUAAUCUGUUUGGUAUCAUGGACAUCUACAUAAAGAGUGAUCUACACUUUGACUUACAUAACAUACAAGCAUCAACCGAGCACUGUGGCCAGAAGAAAGACUUUGGAUAUUAAUUCUUUUCAUUUUCAACAUUCUUUAAAUAAAGAUUAGGAACAUAG
Messenger RNA from Ruditapes philippinarum (Manila clam), 1600 nucleotides. RefSeq lists its product as uncharacterized. The record is from RefSeq and is a predicted model, not a curated record. NCBI's taxonomy places the organism in Eukaryota, Metazoa, Mollusca, Bivalvia, Venerida, Veneridae. The coding region runs from base 92 to 1555 and encodes 487 amino acids. The transcript is spliced from 3 exons.